AUGGGCGCUGGUGCUGGCAUGGCCCUGGGUAUAAUUUUCUUUCGAAAGCUUGCGGAGGCGGGUUUCUUCGAAGGCAACAAGGUCCUCGGAAGUUAUGGCUAUGGCAGUAGGCUCAAUCUUAACCAAACCUUUGAAUCCCCACCAACAAUUAUGCUACAACAUUGGACCAUGCUCUUACACCGCGAGCGUCUGAGGAUAGUAGGGGGUCCUCUGUCUCUGAUCCGCCGGUUUUCGGCUACUCGAUCCCAGGCAAAAGACAACACGAUCGAGCCCACUGCUCGUGGAACAAGAAGAGACGGUAUUCCUCCUGCGAACUUGACCUUUAGAAACGCCAAUGCCGAUCGGCCUCGCCCACGACGGAUAGUUGAUGCAAGGUCCUUAGCCGCGUCCCGAGCCGCUGGCCAACCAGCAAUUAUCAAAGGUCCUAGAGCUCGAUCACCUCGGAAUGGCCGGCCAGCAUUUGCUCGAAGCCCCAGAGCGGCUACGAAGACCAAAAUCGCAUCCAAAGACAGGAGACAAGGCCGCUCUCAGGACUUGCAGGAGCCCGAGGAGGUAUCCGACGAACUGUAUCAUGAAGCCGCGAUCAACGCUGUGUUUCGAGAACUUACGGAGCAGGCACAACCCAAACCUGUCCGCUACGCUCCCCAUUCGGUUUCGUUGCCAUCGUUGAGGGAGACAUGGCCCUCUUUUCCUACCAACAUCCGCGCUCAUACCGCCGGAGUUGUCGAAAAGCUGUCAUUAUUCAGCGAUCGCUUUCCCAAUGGUUAUGUACCCUCAUAUGAGCUGGGUAGGCGGCUAUACCAGGGGAAAUAUGUCCACUUUUCUAGUGAGCAAGAAAAGUCUGAGGCGAUCUCUGAGGCCAACAUGCUCUCCCAAAAGCGUGCGGACAAGAUUUCUCAGCAGAAAGGCGAUCUUGUAGAUCCAGAUCAUGUCAACUUCAGCCCAAUCAACGCAAAGGACCAGAAUACACUUGUCGGGUUGGUUGUGAAGGGCAUUUAUCCCAAGCCAGAAGCCAAACGGGAGGACAAGCUUUCGGUCCUUGACAAAGUCUCGGAAAACCUCAGAAAUAAUGCGACGUAUCAGACGGUUGGGAAGAGCUCUGCAUUUAUUGCAAAGUUGGAUUCGCUUUUAGCAUCCAGUCGCCCUACGAAACGUACCUGA
Aspergillus ibericus CBS 121593 is the source of this 1161-nucleotide messenger RNA. RefSeq lists its product as uncharacterized. NCBI's taxonomy places the organism in Eukaryota, Fungi, Ascomycota, Eurotiomycetes, Eurotiales, Aspergillaceae. The record is from RefSeq and is a predicted model, not a curated record. The transcript is spliced from 3 exons. Bases 1 to 1161 code for a protein of 386 amino acids.